Boleophthalmus pectinirostris (great blue-spotted mudskipper) is the source of this 2372-nucleotide messenger RNA. RefSeq names its product protein APCDD1-like. Bases 252 to 1814 code for a protein of 520 amino acids. The record is from RefSeq and is a predicted model, not a curated record. Gene Ontology annotation, molecular function: Wnt-protein binding. Gene Ontology annotation, cellular component: plasma membrane. Lineage: Eukaryota; Metazoa; Chordata; Actinopteri; Gobiiformes; Gobiidae. The transcript is spliced from 4 exons. Gene Ontology annotation, biological process: negative regulation of Wnt signaling pathway.
CAAGAAAAGAUACACAGUCAUAGUAUUUUGUUAGAUCAUUGAACUGAACUUUUUGAGCUGCCUGCCCAAGCAUGGACUUGUGAAUCUGGGGCUGAAAACAUCUCAUUAGUUGGUGAAUUUUUUGGGGAUUAUCUGAGUUUUUAGGGACUUUUGAACGCAUUUUUGGUCAUGGUACUUGCGUGUUGACAGAAGAAGUCCCUGUGUUGGAUUUGCGUGGGAUCAAAGUUGUUUUUAUUCGGCGCAGAGUGUGAAUGAAGAGAAGGGGAGGGGGAAGCAUGUCCGCCGGAGACUGCAGUCACCUGUUGAGGGCCGCCUGGCUGCUCUGCCUCUGCCAAGUUGUGUUAGUGGCUGCGUCCGGGAGUAAACUUUGGGAAGUUCCUCUUUCAUCUCCGAAUGUGAGUCACAGUCUUCAAUGGGAGCCUCACUGUCAGCAUCAUCAAGACAAGGCAAAGAUCACAGCAAACGUACCUCCAAGUCUGGACGGGACCUGGGUGUCUACAAGAUGUGAAGUCAGACCCGGCCCAGAAUUCCUCCUGCGUUCCUACACCUUCCACCCUACUCGUCACCUACAGGCCAUCCAGCACUACUACACCGACAGUGCGUGUGGGGACCCUGCUUACUCCCUCCUCGUCCGGGGCAAGCUCCGUCUGCGCCAAGCCUCCUGGAUCACCCUGGGGGCCACAGAGUCUGACCACCACGUCAACAGAGUGGGCAUCGUGAUCCACAGUAGCUCAGCCAAGCAAAGACUGGCCUCCCGCCUGCCCCCCUCCUGCGUGGGGGCGGCACUGAGCAAAGCGGUGCCAGGGAAGGUGCUGGAGCUGUACAAUACCAGGGCGGGGAGGCUGUGCCUGUCCGCUAUGGGGUUUUCGAUGGCGGAGCUCGGGCUGGUGAGGGUGGAGACGCGUAAUUUCGGACAUGGAGGGAGGGUCCAGGAGCUGUUUCUGGGGGACAUUCACACACAGUGGACACAGAGGACGUACCACCGGCCCACAGGGUACCAGACGCCCCUGCAGAAUGUGAUGCACCACAUCCACCCGUGCCCAGUUUGCGCCCUGGUCUAUCGUUCCUCCGAGCUUCGUCCACCCGCCCUUCCUCGUGGUCCCUCCCCUCCUCUUUCUCUAUCGGGGCGAUGGGUGAGCCAGCGCUGUGAGACCCGCCCCUCUGCCCUCUUCCUCACCCGUGACUUCACUUUUGAGCCUGAUGCCCACCAAUGGGGGGGCGUCUACCGGCACUUCUCCGACCCAUUCUGCACACAACCCACUUUCACGCUAACUGCUUCCGGGCACUACGCACAAGGAAACCCGUCGGCCAAAAUCUCCACAGCAACUGAGUUUGUCUUCAAGGUUACCCAGGUGAAAAUUACGCCGUUUGACGUAGCAACGGCGAAGCUACUCAACUCUACAAGACCAGGGAAGUGUGGUUUGACUGGGAAUUGGCAAGUUGGGAUCGAGCAAGACAUCACGACAACACACGGGUGCACUGCGUUGGGUAUCAAACUGCCCCACAAGGAAUACGAGCUCUUUAAAACUGAGCUGGACCACAGAAAACAAGCACUGCUGUUCAUUGGGGAGAGACCUACAGAUGGAUCGAGCCCGGACCGACCACAGAAGAGGCCCACUUCCUUCCAGACGCCCCUGGUGCAGUGCAGCGGGGGUGGGGGAGCGGGGCAAGAGGAGAGACUACCCCGCAAGGAAAGAUUGGGUUCCCAUAGCAAGCAAAUUCAGCUACAAAUAAGCGGAGGAGAGCGGAGGAGAGGACAUGCGAUGCUGCUAGCUCUGGGUUUAGUACUGUACACCUGGGGAUGUGUUUAUUAGAUCGGUAAAGUCCAGGUGUUGAUGGACAUUGUUUCCUGGCAGCUUUUUAUCCCCCCUCAUUUUCUCGCCAGCUGCUCUACCUUCUCUGUCCAUGUGAUGCUCGCCACAUGUGUCUCCAAGUCUGAAAAAUAGAAAGUAUUGGUGCUAAUUUGAUGUUGACAAAUGGUGUAGUUAAAUUAUCCAUUUCAUUUUUGCAAUUUCCAAGGUUCCCACGGUCAUGGAAAUUCGGGAACGUCAUGAAAUUUUCAAUGAAAGUUUUGGAAAAGUCAUGGAAUUUUAGUAUCUCUUUCAUGCAACUACAUCGUUCUGUUAAAUUAUCAUUAGGAUAUUAUGAUUAUUUCCAAACGUAUGUGCCUUUUAUUCAAAAGAGAUGACAAUAAAUGCACUGACAGUAUUUUCAAUGUUAAUCCCAAACCAUAAAGUGAGUGGAAAGGUUUAACAUUUCAUAUUUAGCCCUAAAAGUAUGAUCAUUUCUACACGUGUAUUGUGCUGUAAAAUCAUUGAAAAUUUACUUUAGGUCAUGAAAAAGUCAUGGAAAAGUUUUACAAUUUUGAAAAG